Messenger RNA from Galendromus occidentalis (western predatory mite), 5283 nucleotides. RefSeq names its product class I SAM-dependent methyltransferase fire dancer. Gene Ontology annotation, molecular function: tRNA binding; tRNA (5-carboxymethyluridine(34)-5-O)-methyltransferase activity; S-adenosylmethionine-dependent methyltransferase activity. Gene Ontology annotation, biological process: tRNA methylation; tRNA wobble uridine modification. Gene Ontology annotation, cellular component: cytoplasm; nucleus. The transcript has 14 exons. The record is from RefSeq and is a predicted model, not a curated record. The coding region runs from base 1 to 5283 and encodes 1760 amino acids. NCBI's taxonomy places the organism in Eukaryota, Metazoa, Arthropoda, Arachnida, Mesostigmata, Phytoseiidae.
AUGCCGGAGGGCCCAGGAGGAGGUGAGGGGGACCUCCGCGCUCGAUGCGUGGCCCUCGAGAAAGCUUACGUGCACGAGGUUUACAAGCAACUUUCGGCCAACAACAACAAUCAAGUGCUCGGAGGUGCACCUAAACUACUCGCCAAUGUGACGGCUUUCCUAAGCGAACUGGAACCGGGGAGCGUCGUGGCUGAUGUGGGAUGCGGUCCCGGGAGAUAUCUCUCGUGUCGACCCGACAUCGCUAUGGUCGGUGUGGACGCUUGCUGGGGGAUGACGGAGCUGUGCCGUACGCGCAGCGGCCAGAACGUAAUGUGCGCCGACAAUUUGAACCUGCCUCUGAGAGACGAGGCUUUCGAUGCCGUCAUCUCGAUAGCCGUGAUUCAUCAUUUCGCAUCAAAAGAACGCCGAAUCGAAGCUCUCAAGGAGCUCGCCCGCAUCACCCGCAUCGGAGGGCGGGUACUCAUAACUGUUUGGGCGAUGGAACAGGAUUCGAAUCGACGAUUUGAGUCGCAAGAUAUUCUCGUGCCUUAUCGACAACCCUCCAUCUGCACUGCUUGUCAUCACAGUUCACAUGGAAACAACUAUGUGCAAACUACCCUGCUGAACAACCUUUCAAAUUCUUUAAGCGGCGCAAACAGUGGAUCAAACAAACUGCAGAAGCAGUUGCGUCGAUCGUGUGCAGUGAGCUACAGCACUGCUACCUCUGAGGAUGACUGCCAAUCUGAACGCGAUUUCAGCAUUUACAACAAACCAAGACUACGCCGCUGGGCGUUCACGCGCGGCCGCAGUUUGGAGGACAGCUACAGCUCGGACCAGUCGAGUCCCUCAGACACGUGCUACUCGUUCGUCCGCAGGGCAGUGCAGAGACUAUCGUCAGCUUCGUCGAGCGAGAGCAGACGAAGCUAUUUCCACAAGAUCUGUAGACGACCGUGGCUGACGGAUUCGACGGAUUCGGGGACGGGAAUAAAUGUAUCCCUCUCUUCUGCUGAGCGUAUGAGCGAGAGUCCAGAUUUAUAUGAAGAGGAGGCCCAAUCCGAGAGGCAUGAUGUUUCCAAGAGCGAAAGCUUCGACUCGGACGACUUCUGCGAAGACAACGGCUUCAUCGAGUUGCAGAAUCUCGAUCCGGAGUCGCCAGAAGAGCAACAGGACCGUCAGCAGGACGACGGGGAGAAUCCGCGAGAUCGAGUGUCGCCUCUGUUUUCAUCUAGCGGUCUAAAACACAAGUCUCGUUCACUCGGAGACAUGUUCAGCAUGAUUCCAUCGCUGCUGAUGAGAUCCCGGAGAAGACGUUCGGCCCGGAAUGUCGAUCUCCAGAAGAGAGCCUCCACCGUCAGCGAUCCCCGCGAGUACCUGCUGCGAUCCAAAGAAAAGUCGUUCGUUUCUCGCUCGUCAUCAACCACUUCCGAGGGCUUCAUGCGAUUCGACUACUUCAGAUUUCUGGAAGAACUCAGCCCAGACGAGAGCAAUGGUAACGGCAGCACAACAGCAAUCCAUGAAGAGGAUAAGAGCGAUUCGAUCGGGGAGAAUGAGCCACUACUUCGAGUUUCCGAUGAAGAUUCAGGGGGAGUCAGUCCAUCUUCAUGGUGGAGUCCACAAACCAACGCGUCAUCGACGUCGCCGCCUGAAACACCGCAGGACAGACCCGCGUCGCAUUCUCAAGGCAGCCAUGUGUCACCCCCACUUCAUCCGCAAGUGGCAUCGAUACAGCUGCAAACGCCACAUAUAGAUCUAGCUAGUCGCCGUAGGUUGAAGUUUCAAGGGACUCGGCUUCAAGAAAAAGCUCUUCGAAACCAGUUCUCUAAGAAAAGUUCAUUCGACAAAUUUCUCCGGAAGCGCACCCUGGCAACGAGAGGCUACUGCUCGAUGCCAAAUCUCAGCGUUCUGUCCGCGUCGUUCAACGAUCGCUCGCCCGCGAGUCAUCUCCGAGUGCUACUCAAGCGGCCGCCGGCGCCGGACAUUACUGAAUUCGAAUUGAAACUCGGUCUCAUAGAUGAAGACGGUAACCUUCGCAAUCCCCUGCGUCCAGCCGAGCAUCGGGGAUCGUUCUCCUCGCACGUUCCUCUACGGUUGCCGGCAAGGAGGAGUUUGAGUAUCGAAACGGGAGCGUCCGGGAGUACCUACCACGGUUUGGGUUUACCGCCGCAGCCCUCCCUGCGAUCCGCACUUAACAGACGGUACUCUUUGUCGGCGGUUCAGGGAACUUCGUGCAGCCUCAUGCCUGGGAUUCUAUCGAGGAGCUGGGUGUCUAAAGCUAGGCAUGAUAGUUUGAAAAGUGACACAAGCGUAGAGUCCGAGUCGGAUUCGGUGGUCUCUGUGAUCUAUCGCUCGAAGGCUUCCGGUAGCGGAAGCGCCGGCAGUAUCGGGGGUGGACUCAGUGACAACAGCAUCGACAGUGAAGAGAGCAUUGUGUCCGUGAUCCACCGAUCGACGGAGGAUACAACUCGCGCCGGCUCUAAUGGAAGCACAAAUGGAAGCCGCUCGUGGCAAGCGUCCCCGCUCACCAUCUCUCAGGCAAACAGUCGGGAAGGAUCGUUCAGCUCACCUGAGUAUUCACCCACUCUGAAAAGUAUACCUGUGAAAGCAUCCGAGAAAGUCGCAAGUCGGCUGUGGGAGACUUCGCUACUCGAAGUCGAAGGCGAACACACACCGGAGCGAGGACAAACACCUCAACCGGUGAGUGCGGGGAGCCCAGCCAGCGAUAGUCAGGACUGCGAGACGACCUUGGCCGUUGAUGAUGGUUCGCUCGCUUCCAUAGUUCAACUGGAUGAUGAUUUGUUGGUCAGCACUGGUGGAGAAACGGUCGAGACGAAAGAUCCCAAUCAGCUAGAUGACGUACCGAGCGGUCCAGCUGAACCGAAGGCGUCCAACUCGCCUCAGCUGUCGCCAUCAUCGUCGUCGGAUGACGCCCCGUACAUGUCUGAUGAAGAGGUGCAAUGCGAAGACAUUCCGGAGAGCUUCGAGUUAUUAGAGGUCACAGAGUCACAGAAAACUCAACCAGAUCAGAGUAGGCUUCAACCGCCCACUUCACGUAGAAUGUGUUCCCCAGUCGAUCCCCUGGAUAUCGACGACGAGUCAAUUCUAGAAUCGAUUCCCGAAGAGGACGAAUCGUGCAGUCCAGUCAAGUCUCCGAGAAGCAGCAGCAGCAAGCAACAGGGAGGGACGGAGCAGGGCUCAGGAGAACAGGACACCCAUUUUCCAAUGCCUUCUGUACCUGAUCGAAGCAACCAAACGCAAACCCCAACGCUAUUUGACGUCUCUACCGCGAAACGGGCACUGUCUGCGCAGAGUUUACUUUCGUCGCUGCCGCCCGCUGAGCUAGAGGUGCCCCCGAGGCUAGUCGUUCCCUCGGGGAGUCAGGAGCACGAGCAGCAGGACCAAAACGAGAGCGCUCUUUUAAAAUACUGCGGUGAUAGCAGCAGCAGACAUCAGAUCACUUCAUCAACAACACCAACCAAGAAAGUGCAUUCAAUCGUACCUGAACAGGAGUCGAGUGCCAAUAGUCCAAGUUCGUCGUCAAGUUCUACAAGUUGUAGUGAACCGUGUUGUGUAGGGAUUUCACCGAUCGGCGUCGGCGCAGCUGGUGGAAACAGUAGCGGUAGCAACAUCAACAACGCCGGUGUUUCAGGUGCCGGCGAUGCGAGUGCAUCGGUGAAGCCGAUCGGAGCGCUACCCGUCAGCAGGCUCUGCCAACAGAGCUGUCAGGAUUGCUGUCGCCGAGCCAGUGAUGUGGGCCCUCAAAGUAAAAGCCCCAGAGACAGGGCGAAAUUUUCACCCCAAUACUCGUUACCUGAACAGAACAAGAAACAGCAGCAGCAUCAAGUACAGCAACAGCAACAGCAGCAGCAACAACAACAACAACAACAAGAGCUCACCGCUUCAUGCGAGCAGCUAUUUAGAAGAAAACUCUCCCCGCAGAGACAGCAACAGGAAGUCCAGCGCACUAGCGAUCCCCUCCAUGAAUUGCUCCGCGGUCCCACGCCCAAAACAUCAUCUUCAUCGUCAUCCUCAGCAGCUACAUCGUCUACUCAACAAAGCUCAGAUCUUUCGUUGUCCUACUCUGAUGAUCAACGAGGACGAUGCUCCGUUUCGCCGGAGCAUCCGAGUUCUUCGUCUUCGUCGGCGUUCAGUCCUCGAAGACGAACCCCCGACCUCCUCCGGACGUCGCCUCUCGAGAUGCUCGCUCAGGAACUUCGCUCCAGCACCGACGACAUGUACCGCAGGGCCACCGAAAACAUCUGUGCGCUGCACAUAGAUCCGCAGAUUGAAAGCUCUCCGGAGCGAAGACGUACUCCGGAUUACACCCGAUCGUCGCCAGACCCGAGAUUCGAGGACGCUCCUGAAGAUUAUCCGAACAAAUCACCCAUGGAUUACAAUUAUUGGGACGACUGGCUACCGCAGGCUUUGUCCAGGAUCUACGCAGCCAAAUCGACCUAUGAGUGCGAAGAGCUCUGCGAUCAGCUCACCGAAUUGCCGGAGUUCGCCUCGCAGGCCACCAGAUAUGUCGGAGGAAGGAUUUCUGCGGACGGAGACAUUUUCUACUCCGAUCGAGAUUCCCCUGAAGACCUGUGUCUCGCUCAGGACCCGUUCUUGGGGCUGGCGCAGAGCGUGUCAGCUUCGACUCCCCCGACUUCCCCCGAUCAGUUCUCCGACGCCGACGAGUCCACUGCGUCUACGACGGACCAAGAGAUUUCUGAUCUGAGCUCGAGUCUCGAGAGACUGCGUGUCUCGUGCGGCUUACAGCCGGAGAUGAGCUCCAGUGCACAACCUCUGAACAUCGUCAUCGAGGAUUUCUCUGAUCACGGAGGUUCAGACGUUGAAAUAUCUGAAGCCUGCUCGUCGAACGCUGCGAGCAACCUACACCAGCUCUAUGUUCAAGAGAGACAAGGCGGAUCGAGUUCUCUGUCCGAUCACUCGGAUAGGUCGUCGGCAAGUGUUCAGACGGUUUACAAGAUCGAAACUCCGCCUAAAGAUAUGUCACCCGAGGCUCUCUUGGAUUACGAGACGGAAUGCAACAUGGAAACCGAGGAGAUCAAGCAAGAGAAACUGAGCCUUACAUCGAGCUCUAGUGACGACUCUAGCGACGAGAACUUCGGCGAACACUGCUGUGGGAACAUGUCGGGACAUUCGACGGAAACAUAUCACCGAUACUACCACGUGUUCCGACAAGGGGAGAUCGAUUCUCUCAUCGAGAAAUAUGUUCACAGCCUCCACAUCUUGAAGUCAUACUACGAUCACAGUAAUUGGUGCAUCAUAGCUGAAAGGGUGCAGGUGUGGACAAUAUGA